AUGGGCAAGAAGACAUCUCGCCCCGCGAGCAAGGUCUCGUCGGCCGCAUCGCCUGCCGCGGGCCUCUCGUCAAUCGGUAGCAAAUCUUCGAUCCUGCGAGCUGCAUUCUCUCCGUCGGAGUACCAAUUGGCGCUUUUCGCAUCCGUCAUCCAAGGUCUCGAUGCGCAGCACCUUCGCAUCCACGAUACCAACACCGGUCGACUACAGUGCGAGCAUGCACUGAGCCCGAAGGAGACAAUCACUUCGUUGGACUGGGGGUAUUAUGGAGGCCAGGGAAAGAGUCGCGAUCAGUCCAAGAAGAAGCGCAAGCGUGGAUCCGAUGUCAACGGUGCCGACGGUCUGGAGCAGGGCGAUAUUGUUGUUGCGUUCGGUACCAGCACCUCGGAUAUCCGCAUGUUCUCCCCGUCCGAGGACAAGAUUGUCGGCACCCUGACCGGCGCACAUGAUAAGGGUAUCAAGGAUUUCAAGUUCACUGCUGGAAAGCCCGCCCAGGAGGCUUGGAGUAUCGGAGGUGAUAACAAGCUUGUCCAAUGGGAUUUGCGCACAGGUCAAAGCAUUAAGACGAUUCACCUGCCCACAUCUUCUAUCUUCACUGCUCUCUCCCGCCCCGUUCCUUCUAACCAGCCCGUUAUCUGUGCCUCCCAAACCCCCUUCUUAAUAGAUAUGGAAAACUCCGACGAGCCGGCCAAGUUCCCCGCAAUGCGCAACCAGAUUCACACCGUCAUUUCUUCUUCUCAAGAGUCCGCUGGCACGGGCGCAUUCCUCGCCUCCGACGGCGAUCGAUUCAUCAACGUCUUCGAUGCCGGAGCUCAGAAGCUUGUGCGCAACCUCGUGGCCGAUCAGGAAGUCUCAUCAGUUUCUCUGAACGCUAGCUCCGCCGCUCUCGAGAAGCAAAUUCUGGCCGCCGUCACCGAAGACGGUACCAUCGAACUUUUCACGAAACCCUUCUUCCAGCCGCAGAAUGCGCAGUCCGGCAGCAGCGCCAAGGCUAACCGGAAACAAAUGACCCAAAAGGCCAAUGCCACUCUUAAGAUCACCCGAUCCGACUCCUCAGAUGCCUGCGUGCCGGUGGUAUCAACCCUCUUCAACGGCAAUGAGAUCAUCGUCGCCUACACUGAGGGCGGUGUUAUUCCCGUUUUCGAGCGCGUGAAGGUCAUCGACGAGACCACCGACAAACUCGCAUUCACAGGCGCCAAGGCCGUCGUGAAGAGCAAGUCAAGCCAGGCCGUUACCUCGGUUUCCUCAAAUGGCGCCAAGGGCUCCGGCGAGAGCCGUGUUGAUGAGAAGCACAUGGCCGUGGAGCAGGGUAACAUCCUGGACGACGAUAUCGAGAUGGGCGAAUCCCGCGACGACGCGGCAUCCGUCUCUGGAAGCGAAGACUCCGACAACGAAGACGUCGUCAAGCCCACCGAGAAGAAGAACAAGUCCACCAGCAACACCACCGCCGCCGCUGAAUCCGACGUCGAGAUGAACAACGCCGCAUCAGAUGACGAAGAAGAGGAGGAAGAGGAAGGCGCCGAGCCCUCGUUCGGCGAACUCAUGCGCGCAAACGCAGGACAGGAAGUUGACGUCGAGGCCGAACUCGACGACGACGUCUUGCCCGGCGCCCUGAUCCCCGGCAAACCCACAGUGGCAGUGCAGCAGAUCCCCACCGGCGUCUCAUUGGCGACUGUCCUGACUCAAUCCCUCAAGACAAACGAUAACGCCAUGCUGGAGUCCUGCUUCCACACUGGCGACACUUCCAUCAUCCGCACAACCAUCCAGCGUCUCGAGUCCUCGCUCGCGGCGACCCUGCUCCAGCGUCUCGCUGAGCGUCUCUCUUCCCGCCCUGGUCGGUAUGGACACCUCCUUGUCUGGGUGCAGUGGACCUGCGUCGCGCAUGGCGGUGCGUUGGCUGGGCAGCCUGAGCUGCUGAAGCGCAUGGCUACGCUGUACAAGGUCAUGGAUCAGCGGUCGUCCAGUCUGCCCUCGUUGCUGCUGCUGAAGGGUAAGCUGGAUAUGCUGGAUGCGCAGCUUGGUCUGCGGCAGUCGAUUCGCGGUGGAGACGAGGGCAUGGAUAGUGAAGAUGAGGACAACGUUAUUUAUGUCGAGGGUCACGAUGAUGAGGAGGAUAGUGAGACUGAGGCUAAGCCUCGGACGAAGUCUAUUCGUGACCAGGCCUUUGACGAGGACGAGUCUAUGAUGAAUGGUAUCGAUGAGUCGGAGGAUGAUGAGGAUGAUGGAAGCGAAGACGACGACGACGAUGAGGUCGAUGAUAUCCUUGACGUCGAGGCGGAAGAGUCGGCUGGUUCUUCCGAUGCUGAGGAGUCUCUUGAAGAGAACGAGGAUGAUGAUGAGGACAGCGAGGGUUCGAUGGUGGAUUUCGUCGCUGAUACUGAGGAAGAGGGAUCCGAUGAUGCUGUCGAGUCUGUGCCGCCGCCCACGAAGAAGCCCAAGACGGGCGGAAAGAAGAAGGGUGGUAAGAAAUGA
Messenger RNA from Penicillium waksmanii, 2469 nucleotides. Its product is annotated as WD40 repeat and Utp12 domain-containing protein. Bases 1 to 2469 code for a protein of 822 amino acids. Gene Ontology annotation, cellular component: nucleolus. Lineage: Eukaryota; Fungi; Ascomycota; Eurotiomycetes; Eurotiales; Aspergillaceae. Gene Ontology annotation, molecular function: protein binding. The record is from RefSeq and is a predicted model, not a curated record. Gene Ontology annotation, biological process: maturation of SSU-rRNA from tricistronic rRNA transcript (SSU-rRNA, 5.8S rRNA, LSU-rRNA). The transcript has 2 exons.